AUGUCUUUAUAUUGUAAUAUUUGUGAUAUAAAAAAUGAUCAUAAAACAAUUUCUUGUUUAAAAACUCAAUGCAAAAUAUGCCAAGGAUAUGGUCAUAUAAAUAUUUAUUGUCCUACGAUGCCUUGUCGUGUUUGUAAUGUUCAGACACAUAUAUUAUCAAGUUGCAAAUAUGAAAAUGUAUAUUCAAAAAAUUUUAUUUAUUCAAAAACAAAAAAUGGAUUUUUAGGAUGUGGAUGUUUGCAAGAAAGAAUUUUAUCAAGAAGAAAAGAAAUUAAAGAAUACCAACCUUUAAUGUCAAAAGGUCGAAUAUAUCAUUGUUGUAAAUGUGCUGAUAAUAUUUCAGUGGAAAAAAUUAUAGAAGAUAAUAAUAUAUUUUAUUGUAAAGGAUGCUAUAAAGUCUUUAUAGAAAACUUACCAAAUAAUGAUCAAAGAAAAAUUGAAUAUAUGCAAAGUUCAGAAUAUCAAAGAGAUAUUGUAAUAUGUCGUCUUUGUAAUAAAACACAUCAUAGAGUUUAUUUUGUUGAAGGUGCAGGUGAUUUUUGUGAUAGACAUCAUCAAAUUGCAUAUUUAGUAUCUGAAGAUAUAGAAAAUCCAAAUAAAAGUUUAUGGACACGAAUUAUCCAUAGAACAGAAUCAAGUAGAACUAAGAUGUCAGCAUAUCCAUUAAAUCAAUCAGCUAUUAUGAGAAUAGUUUUAAGAUAUAAAAAUGCUAUAUCAAUUACUUUUGAAGAAGCAUUAAAAGAACAAAUUGGAGAUAUAUGGAAUAGUGCAGGAACAACUGAUGAUAAUGAUGAUUGGAAUGCAGAAGAUUAUAGAUUUACAAGAGUAAUAGAUAAUUUAAAUAUCUCAUCUGAACAAGAACUUGAAAAACAAAGAUUAAGAAAAUUAAUAUUAGAAUCAUUUGAUUUUAGUUCUAAUAUUGAUAUUGAAGAAAUUUUAAAUG
This is a messenger RNA of Cetraspora pellucida, 943 nucleotides long. NCBI's taxonomy places the organism in Eukaryota, Fungi, Glomeromycota, Glomeromycetes, Diversisporales, Gigasporaceae. The record is from the annotation of a GenBank genome assembly.